Messenger RNA from Anopheles marshallii, 1329 nucleotides. It is a transcript of the gene Trmt6, whose product is annotated as tRNA (adenine(58)-N(1))-methyltransferase non-catalytic subunit TRM6. The record is from RefSeq and is a predicted model, not a curated record. Gene Ontology annotation, cellular component: nucleus; tRNA (m1A) methyltransferase complex. The transcript has a single exon. NCBI's taxonomy places the organism in Eukaryota, Metazoa, Arthropoda, Insecta, Diptera, Culicidae. Bases 1 to 1329 code for a protein of 442 amino acids. Gene Ontology annotation, biological process: tRNA methylation.
AUGACCGACAAGAUCAAGGUAGGCGAUUACCUGAUCGUGCAGCGCCAGAAAUAUACAAAGCUGCAAAAAUUUACCAACCUUAACACGAUCGUGAAUUUGGGAAAGGAUCAAGUAGAACUACGGCUGGCGGAAAAUCAUCGGUAUCUCACGACAUUCCACCUAGUCCCAAAGCAGGAACGUGGGAAGCGAGUCUACACGCUCGAUGCUCUUUCGACGCCUUCGGAAAUAAGGAACUUGAAGGAACUUUUGAUUAAAGAGAGCGGCAAUGACAAUCGCAACAUCAUUGACGAUCGACAAUCGCAGGCCCUGUCGACGGAGGAAAUUCUGAAGCUGCGAGAAGAGUGUGAAUCUUCAUCGGAGGUAAUCGGCAAGCUAGUGGAAAACUCGAAAAGCUUUGCGACCAAAACGGAAUACUCACAGGAAAAGUAUCUCAAGCGCAAGGAGAAAAAGUAUUUCGAGUACAUCACAAUACGGCGUCCAUCGGUGCGACUGCUGUCCGACAUAUAUUGGCGUUUGGAUCCGGAGAAGGUGCUUGGCGUUCGUUUCGAUACGCUGUCGCAAAUAAUUUCAUACAGUGGUGUAUGCAGUGUUGGUAAUUAUCUGUUAUAUGAAUCAGGCACGAAUGGACUGUUGCCGGCAGCGAUGUUAAACUCAAUAGGAGCCGGAACCGGUGGUAAACUGGUACAUAUGCAUCCCGGUAACGUUGCCCAAAAGCAAGCCCUACUGGCAAUGGAUUAUCCAGCCGAACAACAAGCUCGUUGCGUAUCGGUUAACAUCUAUUCUGUGCUGAGACAUUUCUACCAAGACAAAGAAGUAAGCAAUGGUGAAAAGGAUGUUGAGCUAAAGGAUGUGAAAGAUAUGCCCGUGGUUCCAGAAGAUUCGCCCACUGUCGAAAGGGAAGAGGGAAUAAAUGGAACCAACAAACGCAAGCACGAAGAAACCGAUGAAGGAUUAGAGGUCACCGUAGCAAAACAGGUGAAAUUAGACAAGCAAAAGCAACCAUGGGAACUGGAGAAUGAAGCUGCCACAAGGGUUAUGGACGAAAAGUUUGAUUCACUCGUUAUCGUAGCGAAGGAACAUCCUCAAAGUAUUCUGAAAGCAUUGCUGCCAUUUGUCAAGUCAAGCCGUCCGGUCGUGAUCUUCAGCAAUUCGAGAGAAAUUCUUACCGAAUGUUACGUGGACAUAAAGACGGAAGCAUCUGUAACGUAUCUACGUGUAACUUCCAACUGGAUGCGCCAGUAUCAAAUUCUUCCGAAUCGUACCCACCCGGAUGUGACCAUGUCUGGGAGCAGCGGCUAUUUGCUCACCGGAUAUACUGUAGGAAACUAA